AUCAACCUUAAGAUCUUGGCUAAUGAAAUCAACACAGCUCUGCUAGAACCUCAAGCUUCGUUUGACCCACUUUUAGAUAAUAUCGAAACUGUGAGCACUGAGGGUUUUAAAACUCCCAUUAUUUCACUGGAAGCUACCUUCAAAUGCCUUAGUACGGUCAGCUCCUCCAAAGCUGGGGCCCAGAUAAUAUCCCAAACUGGGUCUUGCGUGACUUCGCUCCUGAGCUCGCUCAACCUCUUCGUUGUAUCAUCAAUUCCUCGAUUAGUCAAGGGACUUUACCGGACAUUUGGAAAUGUGCAAACAUCACCCCUCUUCCCAAAACAAAGAUAG
Molecule: messenger RNA, 330 nt
Organism: Pocillopora meandrina
Lineage: Eukaryota; Metazoa; Cnidaria; Anthozoa; Scleractinia; Pocilloporidae
Source: the annotation of a GenBank genome assembly